Messenger RNA from Penicillium verrucosum, 1968 nucleotides. Its product is annotated as SET domain protein. Lineage: Eukaryota; Fungi; Ascomycota; Eurotiomycetes; Eurotiales; Aspergillaceae. Gene Ontology annotation, biological process: peptidyl-lysine monomethylation. The transcript is spliced from 5 exons. The record is from RefSeq and is a predicted model, not a curated record. Gene Ontology annotation, molecular function: protein-lysine N-methyltransferase activity. Bases 1 to 1968 code for a protein of 655 amino acids.
AUGGCAGCCUCCUCCGAACAAGUCGAUUCAAGCCUAAUAGGCCAUACAGAUCUACUGAACUGGUUUAUUCAGCAUGGUGGCAAGAUUGACAAGAGCGUGCGCAUCGCACAAGACCCCUCGCGCGGUGUGCACUUGCAAGUGAAAGCAGACUGGCCAGAAGCUAUCCCGAAAGAGACCCGGGUGAUCAACACUCCAAUCGAGUCGUCAAUGUCCUGGUACAAUGCCAUUGGCUACGAGUCACCACGGGGCUCAUUCCCUAAACACGGUGUUGACCUCCCACGGACAUGGAUCGACCAGGUUGGCCCAGAGGAGACUUUUGCCUUCUUCCUCAUGGGCCAGUAUCUACGGGGUGUUGAGGGAUUCUGGUAUCCGUAUCUUCGUACUCUGCCUCAGCCGGGUCAGUUGACCACCCCUUUGUUCUUUGGCGAGGAGGAUGUAGAUUGGAUUCAGGGUACUGGCAUCCCUGAGGCCGCCGUUGAGAGGAUUAAGAUAUGGGAGGAGAAGUAUGACUCGGGCUACCUUCAGUUGGGGGAAAUUGAAUACCCGGAUUGUGAGCAGUAUACGUGGGAGCUGUAUCUCUGGGCUUCGACUAUCAUCACCUCUCGAGCAUUCUCGGCAAAGGUUCUAUCUGGGGCGGUUCAGCCUGAUGAUCUUCCAGAGGAUGGAGUCUCCGCGCUGCUUCCACUUAUUGACCUUCCAAACCAUCGACCAAUGGCAAAGGUUGAGUGGCGAGCGGGUGAUAAGGAUAUUGGCCUUCUCGUGCUUGAAGAUCACUCAGCAGGCCAGGAAAUUUCCAACAAUUAUGGCCCUCGUAAUAAUGAACAAUUGUUGAUAAACUAUGGAUUCUGCAUUGCCGGCAACCCAACCGAUUAUCGAAUUGUUCAUCUGGGUGUGAAGCCCGACAGCCCGCUCGGCGAAGCCAAGGCUCGCCAGCUAGAACUGUUCCCUCAGGUUGCCAAGAAUAUCGAGGACCACUACUACAUCUUCAAUCCCUUUUAUCCACUACUGGCUCCCGAAACAAAGAUGGAGCACUCGAUCUUCUCACCGGCACUGUUCAACGCGUUGACUGUCAUGGAAUCCAACACACGGGAGCGCAAGUUGCUUGAGAUUAGCUUUGAGCUCAUGGCACAUGCCACAAACCUGAAAGCCAGUGCGGAGCAUCUGCCUUUGCAACCAACUACCCUGAACCAGACACACUCCCAGAUCUACCGCAAUGGACUGAUAACAUUAGAUCAGGCUGCGUUGGUUAUCGCUACUUGGACUAUCACACGCGGCAGGGAACACAAGCGUGGUGAAAGUUGGGAAGAUACCAAGGUCCUCCUAUAUGAACUAAUGGCACGCGUCCCGGCCGGUCUUCUCACAGAAGAUGUCAUGUCCCGGAUCCGAGUGCGUAUCCUGGAGCGUCCGUCACUCAUCACCAAAAAUGGUGAACUGUUCAGAUUAGGCGAGCUUUUCAGCCUUCUCCCGGCUGAAAUGCAGGAGCCAGCUCAGACAUGCUUCCAGCACGCCCUGGGAGUGGUGAGCCAGGCCGUCCCGAGUGUAUCCACCGAUCCACAGACUAUGUUUGCAACGGUUAUUUGCUUGCUAGUUGCAACAUAUAAUUCGCCAGAGGCACGACAAAGUUUGUCAUCGCGUCUCAACCGAUGGUUUACUUUCCUGCUUGAGCAAUACCCUCUGCCUUCUGACACUUCCAGAUCUAUUGCAACUGGCGUGGAUGAAGCUAACGAAACACUUCGUCAAUUCCAAGAAUAUACUAAGGCAGAGCAACCAAGUUCAUGGGCGCCCGGUGAUGGAGUUAAUUGGCUUACCGAGGAUAGUGGGUGGUUGGACUCAGAGUGGCUCCAAUGGGCAUGGACAGUGGCAGGCUCGGAAAUGGUGAUGAUUCCUCUUGAGCCAUUUGAGAUCCUCAAGAUGGAGGGAUCACUGUCUAUGUUGAAGCAGGCAUGUCUCUAUGUACCACAAGAGUAA